AUGCGCGCUGUCUCUGUUCGCAGAGAUGCGGGAGGCGAAGCUGGAGCUGGACGCCAUCAGCUACAGCGCAGGGAUCAGCGCGUACGGGAAGUGCGGAGAGUGGACCUGGGCGCUGGCGUUGCUCACCGAGAUGCGGAAAGCCACGUUGGAGACCAACUCAUCAGCUACAACGCUGGGAUCAGCGCGUGCCAGAAGGGGACGCAGUGGCAGCGGGCUUUGGGGCUCAUCAGCGAGAUGCGGGAGGCGAAGUUGGUGCCCGACGUCGCUAAUUGCAACGCUGGGAUCAGCGCGUGCGAGAAAGGCGAGCAGUGGCAGCGGGCUCUGACUCUGCUCCGCGAGAUGUGGGAGGUGAGGUUGAAGCCCGACGUCAUCUUCAGCUACAACGCCGGGAUCAGCGCGUGUGGCAAAGGCCGCCAGUGGCUCCAGGCGCUCUCCUUACUCAUGGAGCUGUGGAGGGUGAAGUGGAUGCCCAGCGAGGUCAGCUACAACGCUGGGAUCAGCGCGUGCGAAAGUGAAGAAGGCGAGCUGUGGCACCAGUCGCUGUCGCUGCUCCGCGAGAUGCGGGAAGCGAGGCUUGAGCCGGACAUCCUCAGCUACGGCGCCGUGGUCAGCGCGUGCGAGAAGUGCGGGCAGUUGUCGCAGGCGCUGUCCUUGCUCGACGAGAUGUUGGAGGCCAGGUUCGAAUUGGACGUCGUCAGCUAUAGCGCUGGGAUCACCGUGUGCGGGAAAGGCGGAGAGUGGAAACGGGCGCUCUCUAUGUUCGCCGAGAUGCGGAACGCGAUGCUGGAGUCCAACGUCAUCAGCCACAGUGCUGGGAUCAACGCGUGCGAGAAAUCCGAUCAGUGGCAGCGCGCGAUGUCGUUGCUGGGCCAGACGUGGAAGCGAAGCCUGGAGCCCAACGUAAUAUGUUUCAACGCUGGUGCCAGCGCGUGCGAGAAAGGAGGACAGUGGAAUCAUGCAUGGUUCUUGCUCAGUGAGCAACAGCAGGUGCGUUUGGAGCCCGAUGCCAUUAGCUACAACGCCGCUUUCAUGGCGUGCAAGAGAGGCUUGGAGUUGCAGUGGCAGCACGUGCUGGCGUUGCUCAGCGAGGCGUUGGAUGCUUAUGUGGAUUUGGACGUCAAUAGCCACGUGAUUGGGAUCAUCGCGUGGGAACAAGGUGGGCAGUGGCAACAGGCGCUGUCUUUCCUAAGGAAUUCGCUGCAAUUGCAGCUGCAGCCGAAUAGCUACAUGUUCAGCAGUGCAAUCGGCGUGUGCGAGAGAACCGGGAAUGUACCUUCUUUGGGAACGUGUGAUUUCCGUGUCCACUCGGGGGAAUUUUCGGUGGGGGGUGGCUUGAAACCUAGGCGUACAGGAUGGACUGCGCGUCUGGCUCGGGAGAGCUGGCCUGCCGGGUGGUACAGAUGA
Molecule: messenger RNA, 1404 nt
Organism: Prorocentrum cordatum
Lineage: Eukaryota; Dinophyceae; Prorocentrales; Prorocentraceae
Source: the annotation of a GenBank genome assembly